GACCCACGGAGCAACGUGAGCCACGCACACACGAUUCACAGCCAGGCACAAGGAAAUGGUGGUGGCGGAGGCCGGCGAGGAGAUGAGCCUGUCGAACAUGGUGCUGGGGUUCUACGAGGAGGCCGAGCGUGAGCGGUGGCCGGAGGACGACACCACCACCAUCGGCAGCGACGACGAGCGGUCCGGCCGCGCCGGCGACGCCGAGAGCAGCGCGUUCUGGGCAGAGCAGCUCUCGCAUUUGCAUGAGGUACUGGGCAAGACGAGCUCGGCGGAGAGCCGGAUCCGGGCGGACACCGAGGAGGCCGUUAGGCAGGCGCGCCCCGCCACCGCGGCGGCCGGCAUCUGCUCCUGCGCGAUCCGCACGACGGCCGGCGGUGGAUGCCGGGGCUGCACGCUCCGGUCCGUCGCGGGGCGGCUGCGCGACGCCGGGUACGACAGCGCCGUCUGCCGGUCCAGGUGGGCGCGCUCGCCGGAGUUCCCCGCGGGGGAGCACAGCUACGUGGACGUGGUGGUGCCGACGAAGAGCGGCAAGGCGGUGCGGGUGGUGGUGGAGCCCAGCUUCCGGGCCGAGUUCGCCAUGGCGCGCGGAGGGGCCGGGUACGGCGCGCUGGUGGCCGCGCUGCCGGAGGUGUUCGUCGGCAGGGCGGAGAAGCUGCGGGCCGUGGUCGGUGCCAUGUGCGCCGCCGCGAAGCGGUGCGCGCGGGAGAGCAGCCUGCACAUGGCGCCAUGGAGGAAGCGCCGGUACAUGGAGGCCAAGUGGCUCGGCACGCCGGACCGCCUCUUGCCGGCCGCCGGCGCCCCCGUUACGGCCGGCUCCCCGGAGAGCGAGAAGCAGCGCAGGUUCAUGGCCUCCAUGCUGACGCUCGACUUCGGCGGCCGGAGCGCCGUGGAGGUCGCGUGAGUGAUCGAUCAACGGAAUGGGGGGCCUACGAAAUGACCACGAAUACAUAUAUAAAAACAUUUGAAUUGAAUUCUCGCGUAGGAAUGAGUACUUGGCUCCCAAGUGCGUCAUGAGCUGCCUGCCCCAGCGACAUUGAUUAGAUUAUCUACUAAGCAAAUCACCAGGAUCCGAGGCUCCCAUGGUGAUCAAAACCGCCAAGGAUGCAGUGCAGGUGCUGGUUCAUUUACCGACAGGUAAACGAGCUCCCGCAUCAUCUUGGAUUUCUUUUCCGACUGUAAAUAUUUACACUUGUAUCUUACGAGCAUCUAGUAAAAUCCGGUUGUAUUUCUUCUCCGAAUGUAAA
Molecule: messenger RNA, 1244 nt
Organism: Hordeum vulgare subsp. vulgare (domesticated barley)
Lineage: Eukaryota; Viridiplantae; Streptophyta; Magnoliopsida; Poales; Poaceae
Exons: 2
Coding region: 56-901 (281 amino acids)
Source: RefSeq, a predicted model, not a curated record